UUCCUCUCUGACGGUUUUUGCCCGGACACAAUUUACCAGGGUAUUGUUUCCCACUGACCCCGGAUAACGCAGAAUGGCCAGUGACGCAACGCUGAGAGAAGGCGUGCGGCAACAUUUAGCCUCAUGGAUCAGGAAGUUAGACUGUGGCGGGGACAUUGAAAAACAGCAUUUUUUCAAAACCAAAUUUAUUCAGUCAUUAAAAACAUCUCCAGUUGCCAUAGAAACGGACAAAGCUAACGAACAACACUAUGAAGUUCCUACCGAAUUUUUCAAAACGGUACUUGGACCUCGUCUUAAAUACAGCGCAUGCGCAUGGGACGCCGGGACCAAAAAUCUAGAGGAGGCCGAGAAUAAUUCAUUGAAGAUCUACUGUGAGCGAGCACGUCUCGAGGAUGGCCAUACCGUUAUGGAUCUUGGCUGUGGAUGGGGAUCACUUGGGCUCUACGUCCUGGAAAAAUUUCCAAAGUGCCAUGUGACUUGUGUCUCUAACUCGAACACACAGCGUCUCUAUAUCGAAAGCGAGGCUGAACGAAGAGGCGUGUCCGACCGAUUGGAAUGUAUCACAGCAGAUGCGCGGUCGUUCACCACUGGGAAGCGGUAUGAUCGCAUUAUGUCCAUCGAGAUGUUUGAGCAUAUGAAGAACUAUGAAAUCCUAAUGCAGCGGGUCUCGUCCUGGCUCAAGCCGUCCGGCAUGCUUUUCCUCCAGAUUCUCUGUCAUAUUAGCCAUCCGUAUUCAUUCGACACCAAGCCGGGUUCAGACACGGAAUGGAUGGCUAAAAACUUCUUCAGUGGCGGAACAAUGCCUUCAUCCGACCUAUUCCUUUAUUUUCAGAGAGACGCUUGCCUUGUCGACCAAUGGAUUUGGAAUGGCAAGAACUAUUCUAAAACACUUGAGGCAUGGCUGACCAAGCUUGACCAGAACAUCGAAGCUGUUAAGGCCCUAUUCCAGUCAGUAUAUGGUCAAGAGGCUGGACAGCAGUUAUUUAAUUGGAGGUUGUUUUUCAUCUUCUGUUCCGAAGUUUUUGGUUACAGUGAAGGAAAUCAGUGGCAUGUAGCCCAGUACCUGUUUAGACGUCAGGCAAAAAGUUCACUUUAAAAAUCAAAAUGGCCGACCUAACAAUGGUGUGUAUUGUGUAUAUACGACCACAUGAUUUUAAUCAUGACUUAAGCGAACUUUCAUGGUUGAAGACACUGGUAACAGAAAAUACCUUGUUUUUUAUUCAAUGAAUGGACAGCCAAACGAUGUGUGGCAGCUUAUUAAGAUAGAUAGCAAAAUAUGGGCUAGAAUGAUGUAAUUAUGACGUCACAAUGAUGCCGAUUUGGUUGAUGACGUCAUUUUGGAUAUUAUGACUGAGUGGUGUGUAUUAGAUUGUUUGUAAUUAACCAAUUAAUUUGAUUUUACUCUUAAGUCAAUUGAUAAUAAUAUGGUAUAUUUAUAUAUUAUUCAUAUUUGUAUGCUGUUAAUACAUGUGAUGUUAAAAUAAACUCCGACAAUCAU
Molecule: messenger RNA, 1498 nt
Organism: Pecten maximus
Lineage: Eukaryota; Metazoa; Mollusca; Bivalvia; Pectinida; Pectinidae
Product: (S)-coclaurine N-methyltransferase-like
Exons: 7
Coding region: 74-1096 (340 amino acids)
Source: RefSeq, a predicted model, not a curated record